Molecule: messenger RNA, 2073 nt
Organism: Anguilla anguilla (European eel)
Lineage: Eukaryota; Metazoa; Chordata; Actinopteri; Anguilliformes; Anguillidae
Product: protein FAM110B-like
Exons: 3
Coding region: 833-2020 (395 amino acids)
Source: RefSeq, a predicted model, not a curated record
AAGGGAAAUGCUAUUUGAGAAGUAACGCACAUAUACAUACAUAAAUCCAAAAGAAUGACGCGGAAGGUUAGGCAAUACAGUGUGCUCUAAUUUGGAAGAAAAAUCUACAUGUACAUUGAAGCUCUUUUGUGAGACGAUACGGUUUGGAAUAUUUUCGUUUUUCAUGUACACCGCCCCCCCCCCUCCCCUUCCCUUCGCGAGACGCAGGACUUCAGGGAAGCUGCAACAGUUCACCGUGUGGACUGAAUCUGCCAGUGAGAGGUGGCUCGCGAGGUAACGGUUUAAUAGGCUACGCGCCGGGCAACCGACGAAUACCGCAGCAUCUGCUUUGGCUGUGACUUCGAAGCAAGGAGUCACACCCGCUGGCUGUGCUGAGCAGCAGGAGGUGAAGCAGCCGGACCAGACCGGUGCGGAACCUUCCAGCACCUGAGCCGUACGGCGGCGGCUGGAGCGGCUAGCCUCUCUCCCCGCGGCGUGUAGCACUGCAUCCCGCUGUCCCUAUCUCCUGUGACUCUGAGCAGAACAGAGCCUUUCCUCUCCCACAGCUGACGGAGACUUCCAGAAGCGGGCUCGACGGAGGGCCCCUAUGUGCGUGCGUGUGAGAGCAGCGCCCCCUGCUGUUCCCCCCGAGGCGUGACACUGCGGGCGAGAGAGCGAGCUCCGGUUCCUCAGCCUGGGAGACCAUGGCUGUCUGACAGGGAGGGAGGAGGGGGAGCGAGGGAACCUCAGCCGUCCAAUCACCUGGCUUAGAUGCACAUGUAUCUGGGCGCUUCUCCGGGGAGAGCCAAUCGAGUCCAAGACGGCGGCCAGCGGGGAGGACAGGCAUCCCAGCAUGCCCGGGGAGGCGCUGCAGGCAGAUAGCAAGGCGGUGGCCGGGUCCUCCGGCGGGGGGGGGGCUCCCUCCGCCGUCCCGCUGCGGAUCCUCAACAAGGGGCCCGAGUACUUCCGGCGGCAGGCGGACGCCAACCCCAAACGGCUGAGCGCGGUGGAGCGGCUGGAGGCCGACAAGGCCAAGUACGUCAAGAGCCAGGAGGUGAUCAACGCCCGCCAGGAGCCCAUCAAGCCGCCGGCCACCUCCUCGUCCCCCGGCCCCGCCCCCGGCCCCGCCCCCAGCCCCGCCCACCUGCAGGCCCGUGGGCCCCGCAGGGCCGGGAGCAGCCCCGCCCUCAAGGCCUCCAACAACAACGCCGGCAAGGCGGACAGCUGUCGCCCCGGCAACCUCAACCUGGAGCUGCUGAAGAACCUGCUGAACGGCGGGGAGGCGUUGCCGCGGGCGACGGGGCGGAAGCGGAGCUCACGCAGCUGGGCGCCGCAGCGUUCCGAGCCCACCGAGCUGAACCGCCGCUCCUUCGCCGAGUCACUGCGCGUCUUCCCCUCCCACGGCCACGCCCACGCGCAGGGCGCCAACCUCAACCUGGAGCGCGCCGGCCACGCCCGCUCCCGCGACCCCUGGCUGCACGUGUCCCACAGCUCCUCCGACAUCCGCCGCAUCUGCCGCCGGGCCGCGCCCGCCGGAGGCUCCGCCCCCUCCCUGCCGCCCGAGCCCUACGCCCCGCCCCCCGGCCACCAGGGCCUGGCGCCCGAGGGCGGGGCCGGCGAGGCGGGGGGCGGGGCCGGGGGCGGGCCGAAGAGGCCGUCGCUGCGGCGCUCCAAGUCGGACCUGAGCGAGCGGCACGCGCGGGCGGAGGCGGAUCUGGAGCGCUUCUUUAACCAGUGCGGCCUGGAGCCCGAGGAGCUGGAGCGGCUGGGCCUGCAGGGCCUGGCCGGGUCCGACAUCGUCUCCCUCAACCUCCACAGCGCCAGCACCGCCGGCUCCGAGCCCGGGGGCCGCGGGUCCCGCCGCAGCGACGAGGACGACGACGACGAGGAGGACGAGGAGGAGGAGGACCUGAUGGAUGAGGAGGACGAGGAAGACCGGGUUCCGUACGGAAUCUCAGCCGUGGAGCGGAACGCCCGGGUCAUCAAGUGGCUCUACAGCAUCCGACAAAACCGCGAAUCACAGCGAGUCUCUCACGUCUGAGAGAGAGGGAGAGAGGGGGAGAGAGGGAGAGGGAGGGGGGGAGAGAGGGAGAG